This is a messenger RNA of Colletotrichum acutatum, 636 nucleotides long. Its product is annotated as HAD-like domain-containing protein. Gene Ontology annotation, molecular function: phosphatase activity. The transcript has a single exon. The annotation marks the transcript as partial. The record is from RefSeq and is a predicted model, not a curated record. Lineage: Eukaryota; Fungi; Ascomycota; Sordariomycetes; Glomerellales; Glomerellaceae. Gene Ontology annotation, biological process: dephosphorylation.
AUGGAGUCAAUCCAACACAAAAGUGGCGCAGUGUUAUUCGACUUGGAUAACACACUUUUUGAUCACUACCAUUCCCUGAGAUCCGCUAUCGCGUCCAUCCAGGCAAGCUACGACAGUCUCGAAACGCAAAAUCCCCAAGACCUUAUUUCCAAGUACAACAAGUCACUUCAGAAGGCCUACGACGAGUAUCUCCGGAACGGAAUCACUUACGAAGAGGCAGACUUUAAGAAGGUUCGCUUGUUUUUCGGUGAGAUUGGGCUCCCACAGCCAGAUCACAAGCAGAUCAUUGAGUUCCGGAAUAUCUACAAACCAGCAUACCGGAAUCAUCGAAGGGCGACGCCGGAUAGUGUUGAGAUACUGAUACGCCUACGCGAGAAUGGCUUCCGACUUGCGAUUGUUACUAAUGGUCAACUCAAGGAUCAGUUGGAGAAGGCGGAAGCCAUCGGAGUGCAUCACCUUGUCGACAAGAUCAUCACCUCAGAAGAAGCAGGUUGUUGCAAACCCGACACCAAACUAUUCCGUCUGGCAAUUGAGAGCUUGGGGGCGUCGGCUCAGAAAAGCUACAUGAUAGGUGAUUCUGUGGACUCCGACAUCAAGGGCGGCCUUGAAAGUGGACUCAACGCCAUCUUAUAUUCG